CGACAGUAGUUAGUUAAGUUUUUUAUUGGGCCCUUCACCCGUUCCCGUAAGUUUUCAAUUUCACUUCACCAAAGCAGAGCGAUCGUUGCAAGAGUUGUUGAAAUAGCCUUAGCCUCGAUGUAGUUUCUCCAGCCCCGUACCUCCUAAGAUAUCCUCAAAGAACAAAUGACGAAUAAUUCAUCACCAAGCGUGACGGCGCGUUUGAUUACGCAGGUUUUCGCGACACAAGAGCAGGAUGCUCCAAUUUCGGCCCCGCUGACAAAGAAGAGGCGGAUAAGUGCAGCUCCCGUGGCUGAUGUUCAUGAAGGGACAAGCGACGUGGUACCCGUACGUAAGUCAUCACCAAAUAUCAAACCGUCGCAAGAAGUAAAAGAGCCGGCCGCUGAGACAAGGAAGCAAGACGCUUUCGUCUUCCUUACGGAAGAAGAGGUCAGAGAACUCGAGCAAGACAUUCACUAUCAAUCCUACGACAUCUCCUGUGCGGGCCAUGCCUUGUCCUCCUUCCACACGGAGGCGCAAAGGGCGCGCCUCUUGCAAGCCCUGCUGGAGGAAGGACAUCAAAAGGCGGGUUCGAGCCAUGCGGUUGCGCCAUCUUCAAGCAGCACCGCACCUACCCCACAUCAACCCGCCGGCGCGAAGAAGCUCGCGGACAUCAAGGGCCUUCUCAACAAAGAAAAGACGAAGAUCAACCGAUAUCAGCUGAAUAUGACGAAGGACGAAAGGUUGGCGACCUUUUUACUACAUAGUGAUAGUACCGGCAAAACAUCAAAUGAAGACAGAAACAGGGAGCUGGUGCUAAAUCCGAAGACGAAAGAGAUCGACUUUUUGCUGGUGUUGAAAAACUGGGACAAGAUCUUUUUCGCGAAAAGAACCACUGAAGACCUUUCGCAACUGAAGGAAAGGGUGACCAUGGACGUGUUUUACGCAAAACUGACCGACGCGGUCUACUUGAUGCACUUCAAAAAGCAGCUGGUGAACGAGCUGAAUCUGAAGCGGUUUUCAAACGCGGCGUUGAAAUUGACCGAGGUGCUGGUGAAGGAGGACCUCAUCGUUGCCAGUUCUGGUCGUGCAGCAGCAGCUGCCACGAGCCUCCAAGCGGACGUAGAUCAUGCCGAACCACCUUGCAAGAGCACUAGUUCAUCUUUCCGCCACUUCGCGAACGCAGAACUGCCGGGGAGCUUUCUCUGUGCCGUCAACUGCCGGCUCAGGUUGCUCAACAGUUUUUGUGCAAAUCAGAAUGAUGUUGGGAAGAAAGAUGGGCAAGUCACCCACCAUUACGACCACUACUCCUGGGUGGGGAACAGCCUCUUACUAUCGUAAGGAAAAAUGCCCCCUCCCCAUAUUGAAAAGGUAUGUUUCCGAAAAUUUGUGUUGCUGAUUUAGGGUCACAGAUCACAUUUAUCUUGCAAGCAGCCAAGGGCAGAAGCUUCCGCCCCAUUCUGGAAGCGAUUUGUCAUGCUGUUGGGCCCAAAGGGGAGCCGUUUGCCAUGCUGAGCAACUAGACCCAUACGCCCCGACCUCGCCUGGGGAUCUGGCCGCCAUGCCUCUCUGCAAUACAGAGCUGAUCUGUGUACGCAAAUCAGCAUCAGAAGUUUUCACUUUGAUAUGGGGAGGGGGGAUUUUUCAUUUUGAUACUUACCGGGCGACAUGGGACCGAACUCGCCCGGGUUGCCGGACUACUGGGGCUACUACGAGCGGUUCCCGGACAAGUGGCUCAUGCGGGAGUCCUUUUUCAAGCAGUGCGAGCGGCUGCUGCAGCAAACCAGGCUGGUGGUGGAGGUCAAUCUGAUAAAUGCAACCAGUACAACUACUUCAACGGGGAAAGAAGGAAGAAGUGCAGCAGAUUCUCCACCCGCGCCAGGCGUCGUGCCUGUUGUACCACCUGCAGCAAAAACGAAGGAACAAGAUUACACAAGAAAGGUGUUCCGGCUGCGCGACGAGAAGGGCCUGAGACAGGUGAUAGAGCAGCAGAAAUCGUUGGUAAACACGGUCAACGAGAAGGAAUUAUACCCGGAGUUCGCGACACACGUGGAAACGGUCACGCUGGCUGCAGCUGGCAGUCGUGGCCCGACCUAUAAUACAACUGAAGACGCAUCUUCAACCACUCAUUCCACCGCCGUGCAGCUGCGACUGGUGGUGAGAAAAACAGCAGCACACCAGAGAUUCGUGUUCCUGCACGCGGAGAUUAAGGACAUGUUUGCGAACGUGGGUGUGGUUGCGGGAUUCGAGGAACAGGAAGGAGACAGCGUCAACCAGCUCGAGGAGCAAGAUCCAGUGUCUGAACCCCAGGCAGCUGAAGACAAGACCACAAGAAGAACUGAGCUGGUCGUGACUUUGGUCCCCCUGCUACAAGAACCCACAUCGCAGAACCAGAAGGCGGAGAGCGGUACAACUUCUACGGGAGCUACGAGAAGAACCGAAAAACACGGAGAUGUUGGCUUCGACAUUGUAGUCCCGCAGGAACAUCAACAAGACAUGAACGGCGACAUUUGCGACAGACAAAACUUGCGAUUCAUCGAAGACUUUUUCCGGUCGAACAAACAGCACUUGUACACGAGCGACGCGGGGAUCGGCCUCGAUGUGGACGAGUACGCCGAACAGGAGUGUGUGGAGAUGAAACUGAAGCUCGCCGAAGUCGUGUGCGGUCUGCUCUCCCUCGCGCCCGGCGGACACUUAUGCAUUGCAACUAUGUCUGGGUCUGGAAGGAUGCGAACUUGUGAUGCGCAUUUCGCAACACGCACAAAGCUCUCAUGCAGAGGCAGCAAAAGCUGCCCAUUUCCUGUCACCAAAGUAAGGGAUUUGUCAUGCGGAUUAGGCAAUGCGAAAGAUUCUCGAAAUCUAUCGUGCCAAGGCUUCCAUGCCAGACCUUCUGUGUCAUGCAAAAACAGCAUGACCUCUUCCAGACCCAGACAUAUUUGCAUUUGAUAACACUUCUGCAUCAAGAUGUACACGUUUUUCGAGCCCUUCACGCUGCAGGUUUUGCUCCUCCUCGGUUUGUUCUUCGAGGAGCUGAAAAUCACGAAACCCAUGGCCUCAAAGCCCACCAACUCGGAGGUUUACUUGGUCGGAAGGGGAUUCAAGGGCGAAAGAGAAGUAGACGCAAAGAACGGCAUAAUUACAACUGAUUCGAAGUUGCGGCAAAAGGUGUUAGAGCUCUUUCUCGCACGCAUGGACGAAGUUGCUUCCGAUGGGACGCCGAGUCAUGGCAAAAAAGACGUCUUUGACGACUCGGAUUUUUUUCCCCACGACCUAAUAGAGGAAAAGGACCUGGAUUUCGUCGCGGGCAUUGCGGACAAAAUCUACCUGCGGCAAGCACUGUGGAUCAAUCGGAAUCUGUUCUACAUGCAGAAACACUACAAGAUGAACCCGGCAGGAAGCAACAUGAACAAAAAGCCUAUGACCCUGCAGGAUAUUCACAAGACAACCAGACGGGUGCAGGAACGGCUCAAACCGACGGUGAGUGGUUAUUUCAAGCGCUUCGUCGCCGAGUAUGAGUUUCACCGAAAACUGACAGACGAAGAGAAUGAGGUGGUGUUUUAGUGAUGUGGAUCGCGAGCUUUCUAUCACUGACUGUUAUAUGACCCACGGACAUCAUUAUCAGCGACCACGUUUUAGUUGUUACCCGCGCAAGUAGGUCGGCCCCAUCGUCAUUUUCGCACCCAUUGAAAACGCGAAAGCGAUAGCGAAUGAAGAUAGCAACAGCGGUGCUUGCCAUGAGCAGCAAAUCAGUACUUCCUUUGUACCGAGCCCUUGUUGUGCGUUGAUUAGGCACAACGAAGAAAGUC
Molecule: messenger RNA, 3785 nt
Organism: Amoebophrya sp. A120
Lineage: Eukaryota; Dinophyceae; Syndiniales; Amoebophryaceae
Source: the annotation of a GenBank genome assembly